UUAGGCAGUGGCAGGCUCUGCAGAGGGAGCGGUGAAGGUUUUUGGGGUGCCCGGCGGCAGCGAUGAGCGGGGUGAAGGUGACAGCCCUGGGGCGUCUCUCCAGGCAGCUGAAAACCCUUGGGGCUGUGCCCGCACGGCCCUGCAGCCUGGCUGCCUGCUCCAGGAAAAACACCAGGAACGCUGCCCUCCAUCCGCUGUGGCAGAGCCCGCUGACAAUUCCUGGAGGCACCCGCCAGUCUCCCAUCAACAUUCAGUGGAGGGACAGUGUUUAUGACCCCUUCCUGAAGCCUCUGAAAAUCAGCUAUGACCCCACCACCUGUCUUCACAUCUGGAACAAUGGCUACUCCUUCCUGGUGGAGUUUGAUGAUUCUGCUGAUAGAUCAAUCAUCACUGGAGGUCCCUUGAAAAACCAGUACAGGCUAAAGCAAUUCCAUUUCCACUGGGGAGCUAUCAACGACUGGGGCUCAGAGCACACAGUUGACAGUAAAUUUUACCCAGGAGAGCUGCAUUUGGUACACUGGAAUGCUGUGGAUUACCCAAGUUUUGAGGAUGCUGUGAUGGAAGGGAAUGGCCUGGCUGUUAUUGGAGUGUUCUUGAAGCUGGGAGCACGACAUGAAGGGCUGCAGACCCUGGUGGAUGCCCUGCCUGCAGUCAGACACAAGGACACUGUGAUUGAGUUUGAUGACUUUGAUCCAUCCUGUCUGAUCCCUUCCUGCCCUGAUUACUGGACCUACGCUGGCUCCUUGACCACUCCCCCCCUCACUGAAUCAGUAACGUGGAUCAUUAAGAAAAAACCAAUCGAGGUGGAUGAGGAUCAGCUGGAGACCUUUCGGACGCUGCUGUUCACGUCGGACGGGGAGGAGGAGAGGAGGAUGGUGGACAACUUCCGCCCGCUGCAGCCGCUGAUGGACCGCACGGUGCGCUCGUCCUUCCAGCCCCAGCUCAGCCCUUAGCACCCCGGAACUGCUGCUCAGCAACCCUCACCGUGCCCUCGCUUCCAUCCCCUUCACUGCCUCUGCUUCCCCAGGCGACCUCUGGGUUCUUCAGUUCUGAUUUUCUGAAGGCGUGAAUAAUAUUGACACUUAGAUUAACCCUUAGCAAACGGAGUUGUUCCAAGGCAGGGCUCAGUAAGGAAUUAUUAAAGCAGUUAAAAAUAAGGAUGGGAGCUCAUCCCCUGCUCCUUCUCUGAAUUGUUCUGAUGAACGCAGCGUGCUCAUCCUUCUGCCCCCAGCUCAGCCCUUAGCACCCUAGAACUGCU
Molecule: messenger RNA, 1258 nt
Organism: Cinclus cinclus
Lineage: Eukaryota; Metazoa; Chordata; Aves; Passeriformes; Cinclidae
Gene: CA5A
Product: carbonic anhydrase 5A
Exons: 7
Coding region: 63-953 (296 amino acids)
Cellular component (GO): cytoplasm; mitochondrion
Molecular function (GO): zinc ion binding; carbonate dehydratase activity
Source: RefSeq, a predicted model, not a curated record